AUGACAGGUUCUCAGAAUUGCGAGGUUAUCUGCCGGGACAUGUCCCUUCGUCUCGAUCUCGACUCGACCGCCAUCGUGUGGGAAGAGGUAGCCGUAUAUCUUGAACCUCAGGCUAAUCGGAAGACGGAAAAGCUGGCAACGUUGUCUAGUGGGAUCCUGGCCGCUGCCAUCGGGCUUCUCGGCUUCCGGUUCGUAAAAUGGCAACGUCAAGCUAACGACUUUAGUUAG
This is a messenger RNA of Monascus purpureus, 228 nucleotides long. The record is from the annotation of a GenBank genome assembly. NCBI's taxonomy places the organism in Eukaryota, Fungi, Ascomycota, Eurotiomycetes, Eurotiales, Aspergillaceae.